Messenger RNA from Epithele typhae, 1623 nucleotides. RefSeq lists its product as uncharacterized. The coding region runs from base 1 to 1623 and encodes 540 amino acids. The record is from RefSeq and is a predicted model, not a curated record. Lineage: Eukaryota; Fungi; Basidiomycota; Agaricomycetes; Polyporales; Epitheliaceae. The transcript has 3 exons.
AUGGUCCUUAAACGAGACAACGUGCCCCGGACCCCUCCUUUACACUGCGCGAUCUCGGACCCGAAGUACGAGCAUCUCUUCCAAACCGUCAACGCCGUCUUCGGAGAUAUCGACGUUCAAGGGACGGCGUCUCAGCCUGCUGUAACGGUCUACGAGGACUACACCGGCCUCAAUGGCACCUCGCCCCUGAUCUUAUCGUUCGUUGUACCUACCUGGGUCAUCACAGACCUCGCAGAUCCUACCGUCGCCAAAGUAGGACUCUCUAUCCGUUCGACGCCUGCGACCAGAAUGGCCUUCGUACCUAUCCUGGGCCCGGAGCUCUCUAUAUUCGAAACCACCUUCGAAGACGAGCAGUCUAUCCAAGUUGUGCCGGAGUCGCGUCUCGCCUAUGACACCCUCAAGGACUACGCAUCCGGUACCGCCGAGAUCGCCGCCGAGAUCGGGCCUCUUCAAGGAAUGCAAGCUCAGGCCAACGAUCAGUCUGCGCUUGCGACGAUAUCAACACUGACUGCAAGGAUCGCCGUCGAGCACCCUCGGGCGAAGAAGGCGUUCGCUGCCGGCGCAACUCCGGAGCUUUCGCAGCUUUCUAUCAGCAUACUCCAGCUGAGCCUCGGGGGUCAAUCGCAACGUGUCCCUUGUCCCUUGCCUGUGCUCGGUGCUCAAUACAAGCUUCGCUUAGCUCGCAAGUCUGGCUACAUUGAGGUUGUUAUUCCAGUCUCCAUACCCUACUCGACAAAUGAAGCCAUGAAGCUCAAUCCCUUCGGAAUCUGCUACUCGGGUGGACUGUCACCUCACCCCUGGAACAUCCAUCGCGUGAACCUCGCCAAACUCCCCCUCCUCCAGCUCUCUCCACUCGACCCUGCCCCCAAAUGGGUGAACAGCCACGCUGGCAGCUCCUUAUCCGUCCGCGAGCACGCGCACCGGAAGAACGACGACCACACCGAUGUUCUCGCGUGCGUCAAGGACACCAUCCACACCAUCUUCGCGCGCACCGCCGGCCGAGCAGGGACCCGCGUUUUCGCGCUCCGAGACGACGACGCCUCCGGGGACGCCGCGGACCCGAUUCUAUGCUUCUUCGUCCACGGCCUCCGCUUCGACCUCGGCGCGCAACGAUCGUCGCCGACGCCUCCGCCCUCGUGCUCUCCCCCGCGCUCUCCCCGCAGCUCGCGGAGGCCCUCUCUGACCUCCGAGGGCGAGUCGACUUCCGCGCGUGCAGCGCAGAGAUGCGCGCGUGGAAGCAGCUCCUCCCCGCGCUCGCGGAGCGCUGCCGCGCGGGCUGGACCCACCGUCCCGCGGCGCGGCGGCGGAGUGCUGCCGGGCCUCUGCGCGUGCGGGCGCGGGCGCGACGUCGGGGCGAUGGAGGCGAUGGAGGCGUGGGCGCCGUUCGCGCCGCACGCGACGCGGGUCGCGAUCUCGCCGCUUUUUGCGGUGUCUUACCUGGAGCUGGUCGUCACCAUGAAGUCCGAGGCCACGCGCGAGCAGUGUGCAAGGUGCAAGAAGGGCGGGGCGGGGGGCGCGGAGCUGCGGCAGUGCUCGCGGUGCAAGGCGGUUGCAUACUGUUCUGAGGCGUGCCAGAAGGAGCAUUGGAGGACGCACAAGACGUCUUGCAAGGCGCCUUCUUGA